UGCGGCGGGGCUGCAGGAAGCUGCCGCGGGGCGUCGGGGCGGCGUCGGGGCGACUGUGAGCUCGGCGGCUGUAAGCCAAAUGACCACCAUGUUUGACUCUGGACUAGUAGGUGAGGAACAGAACAUGACAGAAACAGAUGCCUUCCACGGGAGCGAAGUGAUGGAUCCAGAAGAAAAGUACAAAAUGAACCACAAGAGGCGAGGUGUCGCUUUGAUCUUCAACCACGAGCGGUUCUACUGGUACCUUGGCAUGCCUGACCGCCGGGGCACCUGCGCAGACCGGGAGAAUCUCCGUCGCAGGCUUCUGGAACUAGGUUUUGAGGUGAAAUGCUAUGACGACCUCAGCGCGGAAGAAGUACUGCGCAAAAUGUAUGAUGAAUCAACCGCCAGCCACCUGGACGCCGACUGUUUUCUCUGUGUUUUUCUGACCCACGGCGAAGGCAAUCACAUUUAUGCCUACAACGCUAAGGUGGAAAUUCCCACACUGACGGACUUUUUCAAAGGCGACAAGUGUCAGAGCCUGGUGGGCAAGCCCAAGAUCUUCAUCAUUCAGGCCUGUCGCGGUGACAAGCACGAUGUGCCUGUCAAGCCUGUGGAUGAGGUGGAUGCAACCCGCCUGCCUGACAGCAACGAGACCCAGGUGGAUGCGGCGUCUGUGCACACACUGCCUGCUGGGGCCGACUUCCUCAUGUGCUACUCGGUGGCCGAAGGGUAUUUCUCACACCGGGAUACUCUGUACGGCUCUUGGUACAUCCAGGAUCUGUGUGAGUUGCUGGCAAGAUAUGGCACGUCCCUGGAGUUCACGGAGCUGCUCACACUGGUCAACAGGAGGGUGUCCCGGCGCCGAGUGGACAUCAGCAGAGAUCCGAGCGCCAUCGGCAAGAAGCAGAUUCCCUGCUUUGCCUCCAUGCUCACCAAGAAGCUGUGCUUCCUCCCCAAGCCCCAGUGAGGCUGCGGCUUCAUUUUUACCGUUUGUCUGCAGAAUGAGUUCUCAUUCAUCUCUUACUUACCAUGAGGGUUAAAUGUAUGGUACAGAAGCUUAAAUCACUGUGAAAGGGGUUUUUUGGCUAAGAUUGACGAACAUUUGUAAUGCUUGAUUUUUUAAUAGUAAAUCACAAGGUUAC
Messenger RNA from Sorex fumeus (smoky shrew), 1124 nucleotides. RefSeq names its product caspase-6-like. Gene Ontology annotation, biological process: proteolysis; apoptotic process. The transcript is spliced from 7 exons. Lineage: Eukaryota; Metazoa; Chordata; Mammalia; Eulipotyphla; Soricidae. The coding region runs from base 80 to 949 and encodes 289 amino acids. The record is from RefSeq and is a predicted model, not a curated record. Gene Ontology annotation, cellular component: cytoplasm.